UUGCAGCACUUGCUCUUUAACCUUUUCCACAUAAUAGACAUGAUACACACUUUCUCUCAAACACACACACUUUCCUGUUGCUCCUCUGCACAAAAUUAUCAGAUUUCCUUUUUAACCUGACUCAGUAUGGUACUGGGGCCAUAUCAACAGGCUGCAUUAUCAGUGAGACUGCAGCAGAAACCAGACACACAAGAGACUAUUUGCCCAAGUGAAUAAAGAAAACCCUCCCUAGGCCAGGAUGUUGUUUUUGGCCACGUCAGGCCAAAUUGGAGCCCGACGAAUUGUGACUGUGACUCGAGGGAGAUUUUUGAGGGAUGGCAGGUACCCAUUUACCUGUUUGCCAGAAUUACUCCCCAGGACCAGAAACACGGGCCAGUCCCAUUCCUGUUCCUUCUCCAACCACUACAGAUGCUUUAGUGCCACCUCUGCUCAUUGGAAUGCUUCAUCAUCACCUACAGCCAAUCAGAAGACGCCGUCCUACAGUUAUAUCAUUAUUGGGGCAGGGUCAGCGGGCUGCGUCCUUGCCAACCGUCUCAGCGAGGAUUCCCAUGAGUCUGUGCUGCAGCUGGAGGCCGGGCCUAAGGACAUGACGCUAGGCAACUUACGACUCUCAUGGAAGAUCCACAUGCCGGCUGCGCUGACCUACAACCUCUGUGAUGACAAGUAUAACUGGUACUACCACACAUUACCUCAGGCCCACAUGGACAACCGGGUAAUGUACUGGCCAAGGGGCCGUGUCUGGGGCGGGUCCUCUUCACUCAACGCCAUGGUGUACAUUCGUGGACAUGCUGAGGACUACAACCGCUGGCAGAGAGAGGGGGCAGAGGGCUGGGACUACGAUCACUGCCUGCCUUACUUCAGGAAAGCUCAGUGCCAUGAGCUGGGAGAAAACAGGUACCGGGGAGGCAGCGGACCUCUUCAUGUGUCCAGAGGGAAGACCAACCAUCCCCUUCACAAAGCUUUUAUUGAGGCAGGGCAGCAGGCGGGAUAUCCCUUCACUGAUGACAUGAACGGACAUCAACAGGAGGGCUUGGGCUGGAUGGACAUGACCAUUUAUAAAGGAAAGAGGUGGAGCACAGCCAGUGCCUACCUGAGACCUGUCCUGGGUCGACCCAACCUGAAGACAGAGGUGCGCUGCCUGACUACCAAGAUCCUGUUUGAUGGCAACCGCGCUGUGGGUGUGGAAUACACACAGAAAGGACAAAAGAAACGGGCGUUUGCAGAAAAAGAGGUGAUAUUAAGUGGCGGAGCCAUCAACUCCCCUCAGCUUCUCAUGCUGUCUGGGGUAGGAAAAGCUGAUGACCUGAAACAACUCGGCAUCCCUGUAGUUCAGCACUUACCAGGUGUUGGCAGUAACCUGCAGGAUCAUUUGGAGCUGUACGUCCAGCAGCAGUGCACUCAGCCCAUCACCCUGUACAAGGCCCAGAAACCUUUCCACAUGGUCAAGAUAGGCCUGGAGUGGCUCACAAUGUUCACCGGUUACGGAGCAACAGCCCACUUGGAGAGUGGAGGGUUCAUUCGCAGUCGGCCACAUGUCACACAUCCCGACAUUCAGUUUCACUUCCUGCCCUCGCAGGUUAUCGACCACGGACGAGUUGCUUCCAAGAUUGAGGCAUAUCAGGUUCAUGUUGGACCAAUGAGAAGCACCAGUAUCGGCUGGAUGAAGCUGAAGAGCGCCAACCCUUUGGAUCACCCAAUUCUCCAGCCAAACUAUCUCUCCACUGAUAUUGACGUGUGGGAGUUCAGGGAGUGUGUCAAACUCUCCAGAGAGAUAUUUGCCCAGAAGGCCUUCGACCCGUUCCGUGGUCCCGAAGUUCAGCCCGGUCCUCAGGUCCAAUCCGACGCCGACAUCGACGCUUUUGUCCGGCGAAAAGCUGACAGUGCCUACCACCCGUCCUGCACCUGCAAGAUGGGCUCGCCAUCCGACCCGAUGGCGGUCGUUGACUCGAACACGCGUGUUCUGGGUCUGGAGCGCUUGCGCGUGGUCGACGCCUCCAUCAUGCCCAGCGUUGUCAGCGGCAACCUGAAUGCUCCCACCAUCAUGAUUGCAGAGAAGGCUGCUGACAUCAUCAGAGGUCGCCCUCCUCUCGUCGACGCCGGGGUUCCCGUGUACCAACCGCCAACACUUGAUACGCAGAGAUGAACUGAGAGAACGAGUAAAGGGUAAACAGUUCACCACAUAUUCCAUCAUUAGACAACAACAGCAGUGAAGAGGUUCUGAUGAAUGAAUAAUGUGUGUGUUGUCUCUUCAACGCACCUGAUUUGCACAUAAAAGCUAAUAUCAGUGUUAGAUGUUUAGGUUUACUGUAAAUAUGAAGGGCUAUCUAUGCUAUCGUAAUCCAAGGCCAAAUAUAGGGUUUACACGUAAAAUGUAGGAUUAGGAAAGUCUCUGUCACUUCAUUAUUUUUUCAGUGAUGGUUUUUGGUCUAAUUUUCCAUUCCAAAUUACACGUCUUUACUAAUCUUCACCACAAAAUGACCAGUUGUAAAUCAGCUAGUCAUGCCGUGUUACCUUGAAUUCAUGAAGAAAAUGUUUUUCUCGCAUGCCUCCACAGAAAGCGGCGAACAUAUUGAUUUGAGGAUUGAUUGGGGACUAAAUUUAAAAUGUGUUCGUAUACUGAAUAUACUGCACAAGUUGCGAGAGAGUUUGUAAGUGGCAGUCUAAACAAUGUUUUCUUCAUGAAUUCAAGGUAAGACCACAUGACUGAUUGAUAUACACGUUUAUUUUGUGGGUGCAGUAUUCCUGUAAAGCUAAUGUGAUGAACACUUCCCCUGCAUCAUUGCUCUGAUGUAGAAAAUGUCAGCUGUGUGCUGGUGCUCCACUAUGGUCCAACAUAGUUGCUAGGAAAAAUGCUGCGCAAUUACAGUAUAUAUAUAUUUGCCUGGCCUCACCUUGUUGACCAAGGACAAUACAUCAACUCUGACAUGUUGGCAUAUGUGUCUUAGAAAGUACACAUCUUCAUAAGCCUUAUAAAAAUGAAAGCAAAGCCUUAAACCCUCCUUCCCAUUAAACUAACAGUGGUUAGAUUACAUUUCAUACCCACUCUGAGGUGAACCAUGGCAAGGUUUCAGAUUAGAUUCCACAGCACAUUAACCAUUACAAAAUGGGUCUUUAGUUUCACAAUGGAAAGUUUUUUUAUGCCUGUCACAACACAACGAAUGGGACAAGUAUUGACUUGGAAAGUAUGUUUUUUUAAUCCCGCUUUGUUCUCGUCAGCCAUCAUAGGCUGUCCAUCAAAUUUAGUUCACAGCUGCAGUCGAGAGCCAAAGUCUUACGAAAGUGAUCAUUACUCUUGUUGUCUGUUUAUCAGCAACCUGCAGACUGUUUACCUAAACAGCCUCAGCAGCGUCUGUUGUUUUGUCUGUGAGAUCAGUUGUUAUGAAAGACUUACAGUAAGUAUUUACAGGUUUUUGGCAAUAGGGGAAUGCCACAACCCAGACAUUUUCAAGAAGGUGGGGAGGGAGACUGCA
Messenger RNA from Epinephelus fuscoguttatus (brown-marbled grouper), 3470 nucleotides. It is a transcript of the gene chdh, whose product is annotated as choline dehydrogenase. Gene Ontology annotation, cellular component: mitochondrial inner membrane. Gene Ontology annotation, molecular function: flavin adenine dinucleotide binding; choline dehydrogenase activity. The transcript has 10 exons. NCBI's taxonomy places the organism in Eukaryota, Metazoa, Chordata, Actinopteri, Perciformes, Serranidae. Bases 239 to 2143 code for a protein of 634 amino acids. The record is from RefSeq and is a predicted model, not a curated record.